This is a messenger RNA of Panicum hallii, 1292 nucleotides long. Its product is annotated as protein EXORDIUM-like. The transcript has a single exon. The record is from RefSeq and is a predicted model, not a curated record. NCBI's taxonomy places the organism in Eukaryota, Viridiplantae, Streptophyta, Magnoliopsida, Poales, Poaceae. Bases 121 to 1095 code for a protein of 324 amino acids.
UUGGCUUGGCUUUGCUACCCACAGUCCCAAACACAUCACCUCCCAUCCCCAAACAGAGCCACCGAGGUAGAGGGAAGAUUCUUCCAAGAUUCUAGCCCGUCUCGAGAGCCUUCUCUCCCAAUGGCCGAGCACGGUGCCCUCCUCCUGCUACUGAUGGCGCUUGCCGUGACCAUGGCCCCGCCGUCAGCGGCGUUCCUGGUCCAGCCCCAGCCGAACCUCCUCACGUACCACAACGGCGCCGUGCUGAGCGGCGACAUCCCCGUCUCCAUCCUCUGGUACGGCCGCUUCACGCCGGCGCAGAAGGCCGUCGUCUCCGACUUCCUCCUCUCCCUCUCCGCCCCGCCGCGGGGGGCGCCGUCGUCGUCCCCCUCCCCGUCCGUCGCACAGUGGUGGAGCAGCAUCAACCGGCUCUACCUAUCCAAGGCGGCGGCCGUCAGCAAGAACGGCGCGAACGGCGCCGGCGCCAGGAACGCGCGGGUGGUCCUGGCCGGGCAGGUCUCGGACGAGGCGUGCUCGCUGGGGAAGAACCUGAAGAUGUCCCAGCUCCCGGCGCUCGCGGCCGCGGCGCGCCCCGCGAAGGCCGGCGGCAUCGCGCUGGUGCUCACGGCGCAGGACGUGGCGGUGGAGGGCUUCUGCGCGAGCCGGUGCGGGCACCACGGGUCGUACGGCGGCGGCGCGGGGUCGUCGUCCCGCGCGGCGUACGCGUGGGUGGGCAACCCGGCCGCGCAGUGCCCGGGGCAGUGCGCGUGGCCGUUCCACCAGCCGGCGUACGGGCCGCAGGCGCCGCCGCUGGUGCCGCCGAGCGGGGACGCCGGCAUGGACGGCGCGGUGAUCAGCGUGGCCAGCAUGGUGGCCGGCGCGGUGACCAACCCGUUCGGGGACGGGUUCUACCAGGGCGACCGCGCCGCGCCGCUGGAGGCCGCCACGGCGUGCGCGGGCGUCUACGCUAGCGGCGCCUACCCCGGGUACGCCGGGCGGCUGCUGGUGGACGCGGCGACGGGCGCCAGCUACAACGCGCACGGCGCGCGCGGGAGGAAGUACCUGCUGCCGGCGCUGUUCGACCCCGACACGUCGGCGUGCUCCACGCUGGUGUAGCCCCCCGUGGAUCCGAUCGUGCCGAGGUGACGGAUCCAGAAAAGGAUGUUUUUUUAAUUGUUGCUAUGUGUAAAUACUGUAUAGUACAGUGAGUAUCAUCGUACGUAGCGUGCCGGGCAGUGCUAAAUAAAAGGACCUGUAAAGUUGUAGCAUCGUGUACAGCAGCGUUUGCAUGUAUGGUUGAGUGGUUCGUCCUU